GCCAACUCCACCCCCUCCUACUCAGCAUCAGCAAUUGACAUCAGCACCAUAUGCAGUUUAUUCGCCGUCGCAUAGGCCAUCCAUGUAUGCCGGCGGUAUGAUGCCUCAACAGACCGGUAUGGUACCUCCACAACCUGGUAUGCUGCCGCAGCAGUCUGGUAUAAUGCCGCAACAUACAGGGAUGCAGCAGCAACAGCAUUCAGGAAUGUCGACGCAGCAACCUGGAAUGCAGAUGCAUACUGGCACUCCGAUGCAGCCAAUGUAUACUGGUAUGCCAGGACAUCCUACCAUGCCUAGUACCCCUGGAAUGCCGGGUCAUGCUGCUUUGCCUGGUCAACCCGGUAUGCCCACUCAGGCUGGGAUGCCUCAGCCUGGAAUGCCCGGGAUGCCUGGUCAACCGGGUAUGCCUGGGCAGCCUGGAAUGCCAGGUCAAGCAGGUAUGAUGCAGCAACAGCAUACCGGAGUGAUGAUGGGUGGAGGCGCACCCGGACAGAUGCAGCACCAGAAUACUGGGAUUACAAUUCAGAGCCAACAUACGGGUGUUCCGCUUCAGCCUAUGCAUACAGGUGCCCCAGCGCCGAUGUUGGCGACACAAGCCCAGCUUGGGAGCUCAUUCCAACAAGAAUUGUAUGCCCGUUGUGCGAGGGGUGAUCACGAUAUUGAAAAGAAAUACGGACCAGUAGGCCUCAUUUCUGCAAUUUUGCUCUUCCCGAUCGGUUUGCUUUGUCUCUUUAUCGACAUGGAGCAGAAGUGUACGAGAUGUGGGAAGAGAAUCGCCUAAGCCGGUCAUUCGUCGCACCUUGUGCUUAUUAUCUAUUUACAUUUUGACUCUCGAGGGGAUGUUCUGAAGCUUAUUUAACAUGUAACGGGUUAUUGUUUAUUUCUUC
Somion occarium is the source of this 887-nucleotide messenger RNA. The record is from the annotation of a GenBank genome assembly. Lineage: Eukaryota; Fungi; Basidiomycota; Agaricomycetes; Polyporales; Cerrenaceae.